Molecule: messenger RNA, 3180 nt
Organism: Ogataea polymorpha
Lineage: Eukaryota; Fungi; Ascomycota; Pichiomycetes; Pichiales; Pichiaceae
Exons: 1
Coding region: 11-2053 (680 amino acids)
Source: RefSeq, a predicted model, not a curated record
GAUAGCAGAAAUGGGGGUUAUGACAAAAGCCUCUCUGGCCAGAGAGUGGGCCAUCUGGAACCAAUUGAUAGUCCACAAGAAACAGAAAAUGCGACAACAACCAAUUGAUGACAGAGAACCUCUACUCUCAGAGAAAAAUUGCGCCGGCCAAGCUUCAACAAGGCCCAAAAGCAGGACCUCUUUUACUGUACUUAAAAGAACCAUGUGGGCAGUUCAAGUCUCGACGUUGAUUUUACUUCUGUACCUUUGGGGGCCUCCAAUUCUGCAGACCGUCCACAAUGAAGUGGACGAAGCCAUUUGUGAGGUGAUUGAAGUCGGAUUCCCAAAACCAGAUUUUGGGGAUCCGGUCUUCGAGCAGAAUAUUUUGAAUUACACUUUUGGCAACAGCUGGGGACGUCCAGUGGAGGCCAACUACACAAAGCCGGAAGUUCCUUUCAACAGGGUGCUUGUUUCAUUGGACACAUGGGUUGAUGGCGUGCAGUACGACCGUUUAGCUCAUUUGUAUGUUAGCGGUAUUGAGGUUUGGAGAACAAGCACAAUCGAACCUCACGGAAAGCUGUCCCACGCGCAUGCGGAAAAGGAUGUCUCCACGUAUGCGAAACUAUUCGAGGAGGAUGCCACCAUUCUCUUCCAGCUGGACAAUCUCCUAACGCCACGGUUGACGGGAUCUUUCAACAUUAGCUUGAAUGUGAAGUAUUACAAUGUUGUCGACGAAAUGCGCCGUCCAGCCGAUAAUUGUUACCCAUUGGUUAAAAGGAAGAUUGAUAGCCGACCACCUUUGUUGACGUUGCCUGAUAACACUUUCGACGCAGUGAUUCCGCAGCUGAGCUACAACACCACCAAGGUUGUGCUUGACCUUUUCGUGUCUGGAAACGCCGGCGAAGAGUUCUGGUUCUCUAAUGUGCUCGAAGAGUACAAGAACGUUUUCCACAAGUCUUAUCCUGGCCAUGGUCCUUGUCGUGUUAUCAAUGUCUUUGUGGAUGGCAUCCGCGUGCUGACCGCCGAUCCAUUUGUGGUUGUGUACACCGGAGGAAUAUCACCUGCUCUUUGGUAUCCGAUUGUGUCUACUGGAGCAUUCGAUGUGCGCGCACUUAGACUGGAUAUUACCCCGUUGCUGCCAAUAUUUUGGGACCAAUCGACGCAGGUUGCUAUAGACGUCUCAAAUUGUGUGGAUGACGACCUGAAAAUUGGUGAAGCUCCGAAUGGCAUUGGGUCUAACUGGAUUGCCUCCGGAAGCGUUGUGACUUGGGAAGACUCGACUAUCUUGACAUCCAGCGGAAAAAUACUUUCGUUCGAAAACAAGACGUCGGUCUCUGCAUUCGCUUUUACUCCUCCUGCAGCAGGAAUAUACAGUCAGAUUGUUGAUGCCAAGUACACAAAUAAGGUCAACUCGUCCGUCACCUACACAUACGAAAACGGAACCAAGAAGGAUCUGAUUCUCGAGGUCUCCUCAAAGACGAAGCAAUCAAACGUGCAGUUGCUGUCCGGUUUUGGUGAAGAUGAGUCGCUCGUGUUUAUUCCAGAGACUGAUAUCACCAGUAGUGUGAGGGAUGCCGCCACGAAUGCCACCAUUUGGUCGUUGGAGAAAAAAGUGACUCAGCCUUUGAUCUAUAAGCUCAAGGAAAAGCCAUCCUUUGGACAGGAUGUGGACUUCUCAGUGAACAUUACGAAAGCUUUUGGUGAAAAGAUUGCACUGAAUGGCGUUAACGUGAUAAAGGGUGUUAGCCACGAAAACGGCACCUCAAACUUUACGCUUUCUCCUAAGGGUAACCACGGUGAGGCAGUUAUUGAGCACAGAGUCAAUUUUACAAUGCAGGAGCCACUUCCAGAACUCAAGUACUCGAGACAUGUACUGGCAGAUCAUGGCGAGAUAGUCUAUGACACCAUCGAUGCCGAGGUUCUCACCUGGGAAGACGUGAUGGCUCAAUUUGAGAAUGAGGGCCUCGAGCUUGCUCAGUACGCCGCCCAGGAAAUUUCUAAAGACCAAGCUACUGAACAGCAAUAUUCCGCACCGCAAAUGAGGCUGCUCAACAGAUACCUCGCUGACUUUUAAGUAUUAAAUUUUGUUAUGGACGAUCGAAAAACCGAUAAUUAAUUAUUUCCUAUUGAUGGAAGUCUCGACAGUGGCGCGGACGAACUCGUCAUCUUCCAGAUCUGUAGGCUUCAGACCUUGGGCUAGAUACUGGACCUCGGACCAGAAGUUCUUGUCAGUGACGGCAGUGUUUGGACUUGUGCUGUAGUGCGAGUCAAUUUCCUUCACUUCCUCGCUAAUACUAGUGCCUGACUUGUACGACUUAGGGCUUCCGCUAUCUCCUGAGCCGUAAGAGGAGUAGCUUUCGACCUUCUGCAGAUACGUGUUGGAAGCUGAGCUGGAGGACGUUUCAUUAACCGCAGUGUUGGCCCACAUUGUAGUCAGUGGUAGCGAGAUGGCAAUAAGAGCGGUACCAACGGCAUUCAGUGCCUUAUCUGGGCCGGCAGAGCCUUUGACUUCUCUGAAAGACACUAGAACCAAGAUCGUCGGGAUAAUCAUGGUUUGGAGAGCCAUAAUGAAGAGAACAUGGAAGAUGCUAAACUGUUUCAGCCCCAAAAACUUUCUGGUCCGAAUGGCCACAAACAACUUGCAGGACAGUAUAACAGAGAUAAUAAAGGAAGAGCUGGCAUAGCAGAUCUGCGAAGCGUUCAUCACCCACAUUGGCACAGAGCUGUUGAUGUCGUAUAAGGCGAUGUUCGACAUCACUGCGUAGAUGAAGUACAGCACCGUGGAGGCCAAGCCCAAAAGCCCACAGACUGCCACCAUGGCAAAGCCCACAUUCCUGUAGUGGAAAGAAGGGCCUCGGAACACAAUGUGAACUUGGUAGGUUAACGAGGCCUCGGUCAGGCCGAUCAGGAUCACGUAGAUGACGUUUGUGGCUGCACUAAGAUCGGAGGCAUGUUUGUCGACAUAUAGGUAGCCUGCAAAAUUAAAAGCAAGCGAACGGUACGCCUCGAACAUAGUGCAGACUGUCAUGAUUCCGUGGAUGAGCAUGGUAGCCAUACACACUUCGUUAAGCACAAAGAGCACUGACCUCUUGUUUCUGGUGACAAAGAAUAUGGCCGGAACAGCUAUGGCUGCCAGGCCAAUUCUCAUGCCAAAGAUCGCUGCGACUUCUGCAUUGGCCUUGACAUAAGAGUCCAGCUGCG